Messenger RNA from Meyerozyma guilliermondii ATCC 6260, 951 nucleotides. RefSeq names its product Fe(2+) transporter (gene MRS4). The record is from RefSeq and is a predicted model, not a curated record. Gene Ontology annotation, cellular component: mitochondrial membrane. The coding region runs from base 1 to 951 and encodes 316 amino acids. Gene Ontology annotation, molecular function: ferrous iron transmembrane transporter activity. NCBI's taxonomy places the organism in Eukaryota, Fungi, Ascomycota, Pichiomycetes, Serinales, Debaryomycetaceae. The transcript has a single exon. Gene Ontology annotation, biological process: iron import into the mitochondrion.
AUGUCCGUCAAACCUGGCCACGACACCAUCGAGAUCGACUAUGAGGCUCUCCCGGACGAUGCUUCGCUCGCGGCUCACUUGACUGCUGGUGCUUUUGCUGGAAUAAUGGAGCACACCGUGAUGUUCCCCAUCGACUCCAUCAAGACAAGAAUGCAAAUGAUGCUGUCUUCCACUCCUAUUUCCAAAAGUUUAAUCUCCUCCAUCUCGAGAAUCUCGUCGGCAGAAGGCGCCUAUGCUCUUUGGCACGGAGUUUCGUCGGUGGUGUUAGGAGCAGGCCCAGCUCAUGCUGUCUACUUUUCAGUGUUCGAGGCCACAAAAACACUUCUCGUCAACCGCUUGACCAAUUCGCCACAAACCCUGAAAAUUGUCACCGACGAAACCCACCCAUUGAUAGCCAGCGGUGCUGGAAUUGCUGCUACAAUUGCAUCGGAUGCAUUGAUGACUCCAUUCGAUGUUCUUAAACAAAGAAUGCAGGCUGCUACCAACUCUGGGAAACUGUCUUCUGCCAAGCUUUUGCUGUACGCCAGCGAUAUUUAUAAGAAAGAAGGAUUUUCCGCCUUCUACAUCUCUUAUCCCACUACGUUACUCACCAACAUUCCGUUUGCGGCAUUGAACUUUGGUUUCUACGAGUACUCGUCGUCAUUAUUGAACCCCACAAACACCUACAAUCCUUACCUCCACUGUGUGUCGGGCGGAGUGGCUGGAGGCAUUGCUGCUGCCUUGACCAACCCGUUCGAUUGCAUCAAAACCGCACUUCAAACUAAGGGCAUUUCCACCAACACUGCGUUGCGAAACAUCACCGGCUUUUCCAGCGCCGUGAGCACCAUGUACAAGCAAAGCGGAAUCAAGGCGUUCACCAGGGGCCUCAAACCAAGAAUUAUCUUUAAUGUGCCUUCCACCGCAAUUUCAUGGACAGCAUAUGAAAUGGCCAAGGAGGUGUUGUUGCGGUGA